This is a messenger RNA of Drosophila miranda, 2002 nucleotides long. RefSeq names its product serine/threonine-protein kinase polo. Gene Ontology annotation, cellular component: nucleus; cytoplasm; centrosome. Gene Ontology annotation, biological process: protein phosphorylation; regulation of cytokinesis; mitotic cell cycle. Lineage: Eukaryota; Metazoa; Arthropoda; Insecta; Diptera; Drosophilidae. Gene Ontology annotation, molecular function: protein binding; ATP binding; protein serine/threonine kinase activity. The record is from RefSeq and is a predicted model, not a curated record.
UCGGUGGGCAUAGCAUAGUCUGCGAGUGAUCAUUUGUGUCUUGGCAUUUGCAUUAAUCUUAAAUUGUUUCUUUGGGAACGCAUUUAACUGGACGUGGUGUGUACAGAGCGGAUUUUGCAUCAACGCGAAGGCGAGGAAGUUUUUUGUGUUUCGAGUGAACGCCAAGGCAAAGGGACAUCAGAGCAAAAUGGCCGCAAAACCGGAGGAUAAAAGCACAGAUAUACCGGAUCGUCUCUUCGACUCCAAUCAACGCAGGACGUAUAAGCGUAUGCGCUUCUUUGGAAAGAUGUUUUUGCCAAUUGCUUGUGUAGGCGGCUUUGCCAAGUGCUACGAAAUCAUCGAUGUGGAGACCGACGAUGUUUUUGCCGGCAAAAUCGUAUCAAAGAAGCUGAUGAUCAAGCACAACCAGAGGAGAAGACCGCUCAGAGUUACCAUUCAUCGUAGUCUCAAUCCCAACAUAGUGAAGUUCCAUAGCUAUUUCGAGGAUGUCCAGAACAUUUACAUUGUCCUGGAGCUUUGACAAGAAGCGGGUAACUGCAACAAGCGCCGGAAAAGCAUCACGGAGUUCGAGUGCCGCUACUACAUUUACCAGAUCAUCCAAGGCGUCAAGUAUCUGCACGACAACCGCAUUAUCCAUCGCGACUUGAAGCUAGGAAACCUGUUCUUAAACGAUAUGCUGCACGUGAAGAUUGGCGACUUUGGCCUAGCCACUCGCAUCGAAUAUGAGGGCGAACGCAAGAAGACUCUGUGCGGCACCCCAAACUACAUGCCCAGAAUUCUCACCAAAAAGGGGCAUUCGUUCGAAGUGGACAUAUGGUCCAUUGGCUGCGUCAUGUACACUCUGUUGGUAGGCCAACCGCCGUUUGAGACCAAAACGCUGAAGGACACUUAUUCAAAGAUCAAGAAGUGCGAGUACAGAGUGCCAAGCUACUUGAGAAAACCUGCUGCUGAUAUGGUGAUCUCCAUGCUCCAGCCGAACCGAGAGCCGCCAGCAAUUGGCCAGUUGCUGAACUACGACUUCCUGAAGGGCUCGAAGGUGCCAAUUCUUGCAAGCUCUUGCCUAACUAUGGCUCCGCGAAUUGGCAUCAACGACACCAUUGAAGACUCCAUUCAUCGCAAGCCGCUGAUGGAGAUGAACGGCAUUAGGGAUGAUACUCGUCUGGAGUCAACAUUCCUCAAUACCAACUUGCACGACGCCAUCACUGUGGCCCAGGUGUGCCGCCACAACGAAGACUACCGCAGCGACAUUGAGAGCUUGCACCAGCAGCUCACCAAUCUGAUCAACAACAAGCCGCGCAUACUGCAAGGCAAUCUCGGGGAUGAGAAUACCGAUCCUGCAGCACCGCUCUUCUGGAUAUCCAAAUGGGUCGACUACAGUGACAAAUACGGCUUCGGUUAUCAGCUCUGUGAUGAGGGCAUUGGCGUUAUGUUCAACGACACAACCAAAUUGAUUCUGCUUCCGAACCAGAUCAACGUCCACUUCAUAGACAAGGACGGAAAGGAGAGCUAUGACUACGACGAUUACUGCAAGACACUUGAUAAAAAGAUGAAGCUGCUUUCCUACUUCAAGCGUUACAUGAUCGAGCAUCUCGUGAAGGCUGGAGCCAAUAAUGUGAACAUUGAGAGUGAUCAGAUAUCGCGUAUGCCCCAUUUGCACUCCUGGUGCACAACGUGUGCUGUGGUCAUGCAUCUUACCAACGGUUCCGUACAGCUUAAUUUUUCGGAUCACAUGAAGCUCAUUCUUUGUCCGGUUAUGAGUGCCAUUACAUACGUGGAUCACGAGAAGAACUUCCGCACAUAUCGCUUCUCGACCAUCGUGGAGAACGGUGUGUCCAAAGAAUUAUAUCAAAAGAUACGCUAUGCCAAGAAAAACUUAGAAAAAAUGCUGGAGAAGAUGUUUCUUUAAUUGUUGGAUGAUGUUCACCAUCUCCACAACCUACCAGCGGACUAUCAUUCUAAGGCAAAAUGUUAGUUUAAGCUAAAUCACGAACGCCUUAGCCAA